GACGCUGUGAGGCCACGAGGAGCAUCGAGAGGGCGGAAGUGACGUAGCGGAAGCGAAGCGGCGGCCGCCAUAGCAACGGCGGGAUGAACGCGCCUCCGGCCUUCGAGUCCUUCCUGCUCUUCGAGGGCGAGAAAAAGAUCACCAUCAACAAGGACACCAAGGUGCCCAACGCCUGCCUGUUCACCAUCAACAAGGAGGACCACACGCUCGGGAACAUCAUCAAGUCGCAGCUGCUCAAAGACCCGCAGGUGCUGUUCGCAGGGUACAAGGUCCCACACCCUCUGGAACAUAAAAUCAUCAUCCGUGUGCAGACCACGCCCGACUACAGCCCCCAGGAAGCUUUCACCAAUGCCAUCACAGACCUGAUCAGCGAGCUCUCCCUCCUGGAGGAGAGGUUCAGGGUUGCUAUUAAGGACAAACAAGAAGGAAUUGAGUAAAAUGGAGCAGACUGCUACUUCUGAGGCAGAAUGCUGUGUCUGUUACUGGAUGAAAUAUUUAAACCUCCAUUCAUGGAAAAUAUUUUCCCCCUUGUCCCACUUCUGUUUAAUUUUUGACAGCAAUAUUUUGAAUUUUGGUUUGGUUUUUUUUUUCAUAGCAGACAGGCACUUGGCCAAGAGGAAAAAUGUCACAUUGGAUUUGGUGGAUAAGUCAUUAAAGUGAAUUUUAGUUUUCUAAUCGGAGCCUUAAUGCAAAUAUUUGUCCUGGGCUGUUGGGGAGGGUGUUGUGGGUAGGAUUCCAGCAGGAGAAGCUGCUCAGUGACAGCUGUAGGUGAACUCCCUGCUUCUCCUGCCAAAAAGUCCAGGCACUGCCAGCUGAACUGGUACUUUGUUUUAUUAAGUGUCAUUUCUAUAAAACAAAUGCACAAAUUGUGAAAACUUACAGUAAAAGAAACCGGAUGUUUACAAUGAACUGAUGAGUUUAACAAA
Onychostruthus taczanowskii (white-rumped snowfinch) is the source of this 926-nucleotide messenger RNA. Its product is annotated as DNA-directed RNA polymerase II subunit RPB11-a. Gene Ontology annotation, biological process: transcription by RNA polymerase II. Gene Ontology annotation, cellular component: RNA polymerase II, core complex. The record is from RefSeq and is a predicted model, not a curated record. Bases 84 to 437 code for a protein of 117 amino acids. Lineage: Eukaryota; Metazoa; Chordata; Aves; Passeriformes; Passeridae. Gene Ontology annotation, molecular function: DNA binding; protein dimerization activity. The transcript is spliced from 4 exons.